GAUAAAUCGUGAACAUGCAAACCAAUGGAUUAAUUUGAUUCGUUUGGUUUUGGGGUUGAAGUUGAGGGGUGUCGCUGGGGAAAACUGUCCAUAUUUCCAACCUGGCUGCUGAGCGAAGGACUGUUGCAAUGCCAUCCCAUUCAACAUUUUUGGUGCUUUGUGGAAGAGGGAUGCUGGAAUGAAGUUGAGCACUAUGGGGUUCUCCAGUUUGGUUCUUCUGACUCUUCCAGCUCUCCUUACCCUCAUCAGCAACUCACAUGCAGCAGAGAAAGUGCCCAUACUGAACAUUGCUGUGAUCCUGGGUCAAACACGCUACAUCUCAGACAGAGAUAUACGAGCUCUGUGGAGCAAAGAUGAUCCCAUUGACGUCAACGUCGUGACCCUGCUAGUGAAUGAGACGGACCCCAAAAGCAUAAUUACACAUGUGUGCGAUCUUAUGUCCGGGACUAAAAUCCAUGGGGUGGUGUUUGGGGACGGCACAGACCAGGAAGCCAUCGCCCAGAUUUUGGAUUUUAUUUCCUCUCAGACUUUGAUACCCAUCCUGGGGAUCCAUGGGGGCUCGUCCAUGAUCAUGGCGGAUAAGGAUGUGAAAUCAACAUUCUUCCAGUUUGGGGCCUCAAUCCAGCAGGAGGCACUGCUCAUGCUCAACAUCAUGGAAGAGUAUGACUGGCAUGUCUUCUCCAUUGUGACCAGCAAGUUCCCAGGAUACCAGGAUUUCAUUACCAUUCUGAAGACCACAGUGGACAACAGCUUUGUGGGUUGGGACCUUCAGCACACAAUCACUUUUGAUGCAGUAGACGGGGACUCUCGAACCCAGAUUCAGCUAAAGAAGGUGCAGUCUCCAGUCAUCCUGUUGUUCUGCUCCAAGGACGAAGCAUUUUAUAUACUGGAGGAGGCUCGUUCACUGGGACUUACCGGAUAUGGCUACAUAUGGAUCGUGCCUAGUCUGACCACGGGUAAUCCGGAAAUAACACCAGAUUCGUUUCCCUCUGGAAUGAUCUCUGUAUCCUACGAUGACUGGGACUAUCCUCUGGAGGCGAGGGUCCGAGAUGGGCUUGGGAUUAUAACUACAGCUGCUGCAGCCAUGUUGGAAGAGUUUGGGGAUAUUCCAGAGGCCAAAACGAGUUGCUAUGGCCAAAUGGAGAAAGCGAAGUUGCCACCCAGCGCAUUACACAAGUACAUGAUGAACGUGACUUGGGAGAGCAGAGAUUUGUCCUUCACUGAGAACGGUUACCAAGUGCAUCCCAAACUGGUGGUGAUUGUUUUGAACAAAGACAGAGAGUGGGAAAAGAUGGGCAAAUGGGAGAACCAGAGUUUGACUUUGAAAUUUCCGGUGUGGCCACGCUUCAACUCUUACGGCGACGCUGAGACGGAUGACAACCACCUGAACAUUGUAACAUUGGAAGAGAAGCCUUUUGUCAUCGUGGAGAACGUGGAGCGUCUCACGGGCACCUGCAUGAGAAACUCUGUCCCCUGCCGCAAACACAUCAAAGACAAUACCACCGUGGGAGGAGGAACAUACAUUAAAAAGUGCUGCAAAGGCUUCUGCAUCGAUAUCCUAAAGAAGAUUGCACGGAAUGUGAAGUUUACCUAUGAUCUUUAUCUAGUGACCAAUGGGAAGCAUGGGAAGAAGAUCAACAAUGUGUGGAAUGGCAUGGUGGGAGAGGUGUUGAACAAAAAAGCAGUCAUGGCUGUGGGCUCCCUGACAAUCAAUGAGGAGCGCUCAGAGGUCAUUGAUUUCUCUGUCCCUUUUGUGGAAACAGGGAUUAGUGUGAUGGUAUCCCGUAGCAACGGAACCGUAUCUCCAUCAGCGUUUUUAGAGCCCUUCAGUGCAUCUGUGUGGGUGAUGAUGUUUGUGAUGCUGCUGCUGGUCACUGCAAUGGCUGUCUUCAUGUUUGAGUACAUCAGCCCCUUAGGCUUCAACAGAAACCUAGCUCAGGGCAAAGAUCCCCAUGGACCAUCCUUCACAAUGGGGAAAGCAGUUUGGCUGUUGUGGGGUUUGGUAUUCAACAACUCUGUGCCAGUGCAAAACCCCAAAGGCACCACCAGUAAAUUCAUAGUGUCCAUCUGGGCCUUCUUUGCUGUCAUCUUCCUGGCCAGUUACACUGCUAACCUGGCCGCCUUCAUGAUCCAAGAGGAAUUUGUUGACCAAGUGACAGGUCUGAGCGACAAAAAGUUCCAGAGUCCAUACUCCUACUCCCCACCUUUCCGCUUUGGAACGGUUCCCAACGGAAGCACAGAAAGGAACAUCAGAAAGAACUACCCAGACAUGCACCAGUACAUGGUGAAGUACCAUCAGACCGGGGUGAAUGACGCGCUAGUCAGUCUGAAGACUGGCAAACUUGAUGCCUUCAUAUACGAUGCAGCUGUGCUGAAUUAUAUGGCCGGUAGGGAUGAGGGCUGUAAACUAGUGACUAUUGGUAGCGGUUACAUCUUUGCCACCACUGGCUAUGGCAUUGCCCUGCAGAAAGGCUCACUUUGGAAGCGUCCAGUUGAUCUGGCCAUCCUUGCUAUUAUCGGAGAUGGUGAGAUGGAGGAGUUGGAGGCUCAGUGGCUGACUGGGAUCUGCCACAAUGAGAAGAAUGAGGUGAUGAGCAGCCAGCUGGAUGUGGACAACAUGGCUGGAGUGUUCUACAUGCUGGCGACCGCCAUGGGUCUCAGCCUCAUUACCUUUGUCUGGGAGCACCUGUUCUACUGGAGACUCAGAUACUGCUUCACUGGCAUCUGCUCGGGCACACCUGGCCUGCUCUUUAGCAUCAGCAGGGGUAUAUGGAGUUGCAUUCAUGGUGUCCAUAUUGACAUGAAAAAGAAGUCAUCUGACUUGGACUUCAGUCCACAGUCCAACAUGCUUAAGCUAAUCAAGUCUGCCAAACAGAUGACUAACAUUACCAACCUCAGCGGCUCCAGGAUCAACUCCCCUAAACGUGGCGGUGAGUUCAUGCACUCGGCCAGCCCCAUGAUCAUGGACAUGAUGUCAGAGAAAGGGAACUUCAUCUACACUGACAAUCGCAGCUACGCCCAAAAGGAUAUUUAUGGAGACUCCAGCGACUUGCAGGCUUAUCUGACCAAUCGCCACAAAGACCACCUGAACAACUACAUCUUCCAGGGUCAACACCCCCUCACCCUCAAUGAAUCAAACCCCAAUACGGUAGAGGUGGCGGUGAGCGCAGACACAUCCCAGACCAAUGCGAAACCCCGGGCUCUGUGGAAAAAAUCAGUGGAUACAUUGCGUCAAACCCCUGGGCCUGAUACUUUGGCCCCAGACCCCCGUCUGUCCAUGAAGAGUCAGAGGUACCUGCCAGAGGAUGCGGCAAACUCUGAUAUCUCAGACUGCUCAAGCAGGGCCACCUCCUACAAAGAUCCUGACAAUAACAAGCACCUGAAGCCCAAGGAUAACUUAAAAAAAAGAUCGAUGACGUCAAAAUACCCUAGGGAUUGCAGUGAAGUAGAGCUGUCCUACUUAAAAAAUAAGCAGGGCGGAACAGGCCGGGAUAAAAUCUACACCAUAGACUCUGACCGGGAGCUGAGUCUGCACUCAGAGCUACAGCACUACAGAGAAGGCAGAGGCCUCACAACCGACGAUUUGGAUUUUGCUGAAAUUUACUCCGACCACAAUGACAAUUAUAGGAAAUGUGACCAGCCCAUCAUCCAUCUAAACAGCAGCCCACUGCAUCAAAGCAACUCCGACCUCCUGCCAGACAAUGUCUACAACAAACACUACAGCUUGAAAGAGAAAAAUCUCAGUUCGCAAGAAAGCAACGACCGUUUCAAACAGACUCACUGCCGAAGCUGUCUUUCCAAGGUGCCCAACUACAGCACUGGGCCGUAUGCCCCUGUACGCUCCCCAUAUAACCGGUGUGAGGCUUGCCUCCACAUGGGCAACCUGUAUGACAUCAGUGAGGACCAGAUGCUGCAGGAGGCCAUGAUCAGCCCUAGCAAGCACCAUGAUGACAUAUUCAGCCACUAUUGGCCUCAGACGGAUGGGCCGCACGUACAGAGGAGGAACAGACUGAGGCUCAGCCGUCAGCAUUCCUUUGACAAUAUCAUGCUUGAGAAGCCCAAAGAGAUUGACCUGAAUCGGCCGGCGCGGAGCGUCAGCCUAAAAGAGAAGGACCGCUUCCUUGAGGACAGCCCUUAUGCGAACAUGUAUAACAACAAGGCUGACAAACUGUUUGGCAGCAGGUCCAUGCUCUUUAACCGAAACCUGGAGGACAGCAAGCGUAGCAAAUCACUUUACCCUGAUCACCCCACAGACAACCCCUUCAUGCAAUCUAUACGGGACGACACUCGCCUAGUCCAUGGCAGGAGCUCGUCGGACAUUUACAAACUAUUGGCUCCAAUCAAAACCAGAAAUGAGAAUAAUCUGAGGUCCUCUGUGAAGUCCACCACCUCAUUCUGUUCCAGGGAUGAUCGAAUACCCAAUGACAUGUACAUUUCAGAGCAUGUAAUGCCUUACGUAGCCAACAAGACUAGUGCAUACUCAGCUCCCCGGGUUCUCAACUCUUCGCAGUUUAGCAAUAGACGAGUAUAUAAGAAAAUACCUAGUCUCGAGUCAGACGUUUAAUGCUUUUUGUGUAGUUUAAAUAUUUACUCACUUAGAAUGCCACAGUCACCUACAUCUAAAAAGUACCCAAGGACUCUCUUUGCAGAUAUCACUUUUCUUAUAUGAGUGAAUCAGCCUGGAUUGCACUUUCCAAAGGUUUCAACAUUUUAGGACACCUGCCAGGCAACUAAUUGUUGAAAUACAGUCAAGU
This is a messenger RNA of Xyrauchen texanus (razorback sucker), 4754 nucleotides long. RefSeq names its product glutamate receptor ionotropic, NMDA 2A-like. Lineage: Eukaryota; Metazoa; Chordata; Actinopteri; Cypriniformes; Catostomidae. The record is from RefSeq and is a predicted model, not a curated record. Bases 179 to 4564 code for a protein of 1461 amino acids. Gene Ontology annotation, cellular component: postsynaptic membrane; postsynaptic density membrane; NMDA selective glutamate receptor complex. Gene Ontology annotation, biological process: monoatomic ion transport; excitatory postsynaptic potential; long-term synaptic potentiation. The transcript is spliced from 13 exons. Gene Ontology annotation, molecular function: transmitter-gated monoatomic ion channel activity involved in regulation of postsynaptic membrane potential; NMDA glutamate receptor activity.